Messenger RNA from Drepanopeziza brunnea f. sp. 'multigermtubi' MB_m1, 1257 nucleotides. NCBI's taxonomy places the organism in Eukaryota, Fungi, Ascomycota, Leotiomycetes, Helotiales, Drepanopezizaceae. The record is from RefSeq and is a predicted model, not a curated record.
AUGGCUGGCACAGUCACUCUCGACAAGGCCUACUUUGAGACUCUACUGAGAAGGGCACAAUUUCAUACCGAUGGUGUCGAUUUUACUACGCCUGUAACUGUAACUACUGUCGCCAUACCCAAGGCCGACCUUGACAACCUCUUGAAGAUUUCUCGGGAGUAUGCAGCCAAUCUACGACGUAACCUCUUCCGAGGUGGCAUUGAACAAAAAAAAUUGGCAAUCUUGGUGAAAGACGACGCUACAGGCAAAGAAGAUAGCGGCACGAUCGAGACCGAUGACCCUACCGGUAGCGAUGCCUUUUACACUCAACAACCCGAAUCUACCGCGCCAGAGACAGAUGGAAACGGGCGAGACUAUACUUACGGAAGAAAUGCCGACUACAAUCCACGGGGUAGCUAUGGGCGCCGCCACAGUGGAACCAAAGGUUUUGGCAAUGUUUUCACAAAUGGCGUCAGCAGCGGCUACUACGACCACGAGAUCAACGACGAGCUCUCUUCGCCAGACGAACUCUUCGAUCCGAGUCCAAAUGAUUCCCAAAGUCGGAUCCCGCCCCCUAAGUUUGCCAAGUUUGCCAAGCGAACUGUCGUUCUAUCUAACCUUGCCGAGGGCACCACUCAUGCAGACGUCACCAAUGCUGUAAGAGGUGGGAUGCUGCUGGAUAUAUUUCUUCGAAGCAACGACCAUAGUGUCAGCGUCUCAUUCUUGGACGAGGAUGCUGCACAGGAGUUCUUUCGAUUUGUCAAGCGCCACGACUUGUACAUCCGGGGCAGGAGGGUCGAGAUUCGAUGGGGCGAGCGCCAGUUCAUUCUACCAGGCCAUGUUGCUAAUAAGAUAGGCAUCGGAGCUACCCGAAACCUCAUUAUCCAGAAUUGCAGCCCAAAGUUUACCGAAAAAAUGAUCCGAGAUGAUCUGGAGCAUAUCCACAACUUAGUUGUCAUCGACGUUGCUUUCCGAGGUCGAAAUUGCUACAUUUCCACGAACUCGGUUCACAAUUCGAUGUUUUCUCGUACUUGCAUGAUGAGUCGCGCUAUCUACAAGGGAUCCAAGAUCGAAUGGGGCCCCGAUGAAUGUGCAGCGCCGCUUGAGAGGCCCGUUCAGUUCCGCAAGCAACGUGAGCCCAGCCAGAAGAAGGAUAUUAAGCCAAUGAACCGCUUCCAACUUCUCAACUUGGACAGCGACGAAGAUGCUAGCUCUGUGCAAGAGGAUGAACUUGACGCUGGUAUCCAUUUGCCUUCGGGAAUUCUAUCCAAGGUUUAG